Messenger RNA from Brassica napus (rape), 2464 nucleotides. RefSeq names its product endo-1,4-beta-xylanase 5-like. Bases 230 to 2062 code for a protein of 610 amino acids. The record is from RefSeq and is a predicted model, not a curated record. The transcript is spliced from 5 exons. Gene Ontology annotation, molecular function: hydrolase activity, hydrolyzing O-glycosyl compounds. Lineage: Eukaryota; Viridiplantae; Streptophyta; Magnoliopsida; Brassicales; Brassicaceae. Gene Ontology annotation, biological process: carbohydrate metabolic process.
UUUUAUUUACCAAAACUAGUAUAUUUAAAAGUUGAUAAUAGUUAAUAUUUAUCAAGGCAAUCAAGAUUAGUAAAGCUUGUUUUUUGUUUUUUUUUUUGUUUAGUAAACUUCUUUUUGUUCAUCAAUUAUAUCAAGAUCUUCAAGAAUAGUAUAGAUUUCUUACUAUAUCAAGAUCUUGGGAGAGUCAUAAAAAUAAGAUCAACAAAAACAAAACUUCAUUAUCAUCACAAUGAAGCGUCUUCUUCUGCAGCUGCUUGCCCUCUGGAGCUUUUCUCUAUCAAGAUGUGAAUCAACGUUUGUACCGUAUGAUUAUUCUGCAACCGUAGAGUGUCUAGAUAAACCUUUAAAACCACAGUACAAUGGAGGAAUCAUCGUGAACCCUGACCUACGAGAUGGUCCACAAGCUUGGUUACCAUUUGGAAACGCAAAAAUCGAAUUUAAAGAUAUUGGACACGAUAAAUUUGUUGUUGCACGAGAGAGGAAACAGCCUCAUGACAGCGUCUCACAGAAGGUUCAUCUGGAAAAGGGACGUCUCUACACUUUUUCUGGUAAAAAUAAAAAUAGGUUUUUCUGUUUCUUGGAGCAAACUCUUUCGAAUUUUGUAAACCCUAUCAGAACAAUGGCCUGCUUUGUUUUCAUGUUCCUCAUAGCUUGGCUACAAGUAAACAACGGAAAGGCUCCAGUGAGUGCCGUUUUCAAGACGAACGGUGAAUAUAAGCAUGCAGGUUCGGUCAUUGCUGAAUCCAAAUGUUGGUCCAUGCUCAAAGGUGGUCUCACUGUUGAUGAAUCUGGCCCUGGCGAACUCUACUUCGAGAGCAACGACACAAGGGUUGAGAUUUGGGUAGAUAGCGUCUCACUGCAACCAUUCACACAAGAGGAGUGGAACUCUCACCAAGAUCAUAGCAUUCAUAAGGAGAGAAAGAGAACCGUGAGAAUCAGAGUCGUAAACAGCAAAGGCGAGCCAGUGCAGAAGGCAAGCCUUUCCAUAGAACAGAGGAAACUCGGCUUCCCAUUCGGCUGCGAGGUAGAGAAGAACAUACUUGAGAGCCACGCAUACCAAAACUGGUUCACUAAAAGGUUCACGGUGACAACUUUCGCCAAUGAAAUGAAAUGGUACAGCACCGAAGUAGUCAGAGGCAAAGAGGACUACUCGAUCGCUGAUAAGAUGUUGAGAUUUUUCAAGAAGCACGGGGUCGCUGUACGUGGUCACAAUAUUGUAUGGAACGACCCUAAGUAUCAAACUAAAUGGCUAAACGCCCUCUCUAGUCGUGAAUUCUACAAUGCCGUGAAACGAAGGGUUUCAUCUGUGGCUUCACGAUACAAAGGCCAGCUUGAGGGUUGGGACGUUGUGAAUGAGAAUCUUCAUUUCUCGUACUUUGAGAAAAAGAUGAGUCCUAAGGCUUCUUAUAACAUCUUUAAGAUGGCUCAAGCAUUUGAUCCAACGUCAACUAAGUUUAUAAAUGAGUACAAUACGUUAGAGGAACCGAGGGAUUCAGAUUCUAGUCCAGCAAAGUAUUUGAAGAAGCUUAGGGAGCUUAAAUCUAUCGUGGUUCGUGGAAAUAUAUCGUUAGGGAUUGGUCUUGAGUCUCAUUUUAAGACUCCUAACAUUCCCUUUAUGAGAUCAGCUCUUGACAUUCUUGGUGCCACUGGUUUGCCUAUUUGGCUCACUGAGGUCGACGUAGAAGCUCCUAAGAAUGUUCAGGCCAAGUAUUUCGAACAGGUCCUAAGGGAAGGCCACGCACAUCCUCGUGUUAAAGGAAUAGUGACAUGGGCAGGUUAUUCACCAACAGGUUGUUACCGAAUGUGCCUCACUGAUGGAAACUUCAAGAACCUACCCACCGGUGAUGUGGUCGACAAACUUCUGCAUGAAUGGGGAGGCUUCCGCCGACAAACCAAAGGUUUCACUGAUGCUGAUGGAUUCUUUGAAGCCUCAUUCUUCAAUGGUGACUAUGAUCUCAAGAUUGAUCAUCCUCUCACCAAUUUUAAAGCUUCCCACAGCUUUAAGUUGGUUUCUGAUGUCUCCUCAAACACUCAACCAUCAUCUUUUGCCUUUCGUCUUUAAGUAGCCAAGUAUAUAAGAAUUUUAUAUUUCAGUAGCUUGAUUCUAAGUAAGAAUAGUGGCAGAUGUAUAGUAUGUUUUGUUACUAGUCUAGACAUGGUAUAUAUAUAUCCGUGUCUGCCGAAACCCACAAGUGCUAAUCAUGAGCAUCCUUGGGCUGUGUUCUUAAUGCAUAAGCCUUUCACAUUGUAAUGAAAUUUAUCAAUCAUAUUGUAAAAUGCUUAUUUGUCUCCAUAAUUUUAGGAUGAGACUUUAAUUUUAGUAAAAAAAAUUUCUAAUCAUUAAUUUUUAUAAACAAUUUUAGUAAUUAUCUUAUAUUAUGAUCUAUGAUUACUAUGAGACUUUCAUGUGGUUUAGUGUAAAAAUAAAUAAAAGAUUUGCAAACCAAACUGGCAAACCAUUAUU